CUUGAUGGAACACAAAAAAAAAUACAACGUAAAAAAAAAAAUAAUAAUCACAUUGUCAUACUGUCAGGUGAAUAAACGAGAAAAAAACAACAUAUUGGACAAGCAAAUAUAAACCUGUAUUUAAAAUUAAAUUACAUUAAUCAUAAAUAACUUUGAUAAAAUUAAAUUAUGGCUGACAAAACAGAUGAAGAAAAUUUAUCAACUCAAUAUACACUCAAUUCGUGUCAUGAUCCAGGCUGGAAUGAUCCACCAAAAUGGGCAUUGAGUCCAAAUACAUUAUCAAGUACAAAAAAUACACCAACAAAAAGAUUACUUAAUAAACGUGUUGCAUUUCCACUGUCAUCAUCACCAUCAUCAACAGUAUCAACAUCAUCAUCUUUACAAAAAACAUCAAUGAAUCUUCCACCACCACCAUCAAUAUUAACACCAUUAACAACAGCUCCACAUGCACCACUUGUUACACCAACAACUGUCAUGGUACAAAACAAUUCAGAAUCAUCAUCAUCACCAUCAAUCAUUAAUAAAGAUCAAACUUUAUUAAAGACAAUGGAAAAUUUAGAAUACAUUUUAAAUACUGAGCUAGUUGAUAAUUGUCAUGUUGAUGAUAUUAAAAAAAGACUAGAAAUUAUGAAAAAUUUAUGGAAUGAAGAAAAAUUUAAUAAUGAUAUUAUAAAUAAAAUUUUUUUAAUAUCUCAAGAAUUAAAAUUGAAAAAUAUUGAAAAAGCUGAUGAAAUUCAUAUUUCAUUGAUGGUUGAUUAUGCUGCUAUUUGUACAAAUGGUGUUUCAGGAAUAAGACAUUUAAUAUUUGAAUUAAGAAAAAUAUAUUCAAAUAAUCAAAUUAACAAUCAUGAUAAUGAGCAAAAAAUUUUAUUAUUCAAUCCAUUGUCAAAUAAUUAAAAAUAUUUUAAUUAUCAAAAUAAAUUUGAUUCCUGGAGAAGAAA
Aphidius gifuensis is the source of this 941-nucleotide messenger RNA. Its product is annotated as steroid receptor RNA activator 1-like. Gene Ontology annotation, biological process: regulation of transcription by RNA polymerase II. The record is from RefSeq and is a predicted model, not a curated record. Lineage: Eukaryota; Metazoa; Arthropoda; Insecta; Hymenoptera; Braconidae. Gene Ontology annotation, cellular component: nucleus. Bases 169 to 897 code for a protein of 242 amino acids. The transcript is spliced from 3 exons.